AUUGCGUAUAACAUGCGCAAAGCAUGUAUGUUUUGAUAUUUUGUAGUGUUUAUAUGUAUUUGCCCGUGUAUUCGAUAUGCAUCCAUUUAAUGCUAUUUAUUGCUGAAAUGACAUGGAAGCAUUAGAACAGGCGGAGAAGAUGCGCGACUCAGUGACAAUGGAGGAGGGAAAUGAAAAUCCAAGCGUAGAAGUUUCUAUUUCGCCUGAAAGUGAGGUUAAGGUUCCUUCAGAAGUUUCACAUUGUAGAAGCCCAUUGCAAGAUAUAUUCAAGAAACCGCAACUUAUAAUUGGUCCUCGAAGAGGUAAAGUUAUUGGCAAAGUACGAAGUAUAGAUAAUAAACCUCAAGAAGAACCGACAGUGACAGAAGUUACAGGGAAUAUUCCACUUACAGACUCUAACAUAAGUGACGAUUCUGAAGCAGACCCAAGCACUGUGAUAAAUUCAGAAACAAAAAUAAGUGGUGCAGUAUCCCCGGCAGAGAUGAUUAAAGAAAGCUCGCUUCCAUUACCAUACAAGGAGCCGAAGUGGAGUGGCAUACCAAAUGAAAUAUAUAGUUUCGAGGUUUUGAAGUCCGGUAAAAUAUUGGAAAAUGUCAGUUUAAAUUCCAAGCCCUUUUAUGUCUUUGGCCGCUUAUCAACUUGUGAUAUCCAUAUGGCACAUCCAACAAUUUCAAGGCACCAUGCUGUGUUGCAAUACAGAUCUCAAGAAAGUGAAAAUAACCCUAUUGGAUUUUAUAUAUAUGAUCUCGGAAGCACACAUGGAACAUUUCUAAAUAAAAAUCGGAUCAAAUCCAACAUGUUUGUACGUGUACAGGUGGGACACAUACUAAAACUGGGUCUCAGCACACGUUUGUUCCUGCUGCAAGGGCCGGAAGAGGAUAUGGAGGAAGAAUCGGAACUCACUGUCACACAACUGAAAGAGAAGAGACAGCUGGAACUUGCAGCCAAAGAACUUGAAGAGCUAGAAUAUCAGCGGCAGGAGGAGGAAAGGUUAAAAUUGGAGGAAGAACAGGGCAUUGACUGGGGAAUGGGUGAUGAUGCUAAUGAGGAGACAGAUUUGGCAGAAAACCCAUUUGCUGCAACACAGAAUGAAGACCUGUACAUUAAUGAUCCCAAAAAGACUCUGCGUGGCUGGUUUGAACGAGAGGGCUACGAAUUGGAAUAUGAUGUUGAAGAGAAAGGAUUUGGACAGUUUCUGUGCAGAGUUGAAUUACCAAUUGAAAAUGCAAGGGGCAGCACAAUGAUAGCUGAGGCCCUUGUGAAAGGGAAGAAAAAGGAAGCAGUAAUUCAGUGUGCUCUUGAGGCCUGCAGGUUGUUAGACAGAUACGGACUUCUCCGUCAAGCUACUCAUGAGAGCAAGAAGCGCAAAGCAAAGGAUUGGGAGGCUGAGGAUUACUAUGACAGUGAUGAGGAUACCUUCUUGGACAGAACAGGAACUGUAGAAAAGAAACGACAGCAGAGGAUGAGAGCUGCUGGAAAAAAAGAUCCAGGAGAGGUUGUUGAGACCUAUGACUCUUUGGUGAAGAAACAUAAUGAGAUAUUAUCACAACUUCGGGAUCUAGAAAUUCAACUUAAGACAGCAUCAGCAACUGUUAACAAGUCCCCAUUUGAACAACAUAAGAAUGAUGGUGAUGGUGACGAUGAUGAAGACGCCCUUGACGCCUUCAUGAUGAAACUGUCUGCCCCAGAAUUUGACAGAAAACUAGUAAGCAGAAUUAAGUCUCAAUUAACGGCUCUGAAACAAGAAGAAAUCCGACUGAGGAAUUUGGUAAACAUUGUGAGGCCAGCUAAUCUGCCUGAACUGUGUCCACCUGAGAAAACUGAUCUGUCUAUAAAUUUAUCUGUAACAUGUAAGAAAGCUGUUCCACUAAUUGGAACCAGAUGGAAACCAGUUAACAAAAAGAAACAAUUUCAGAUGGAAUGUACUGAGGCUGUCUCAGAUUCAUCAACAUUGAAGGCAGAACAAGAACAAGAGGAGGAGGAGGAGGAGGAGGAGGAAGAGGAAAGUGAAGAGAUAAGACAGGAGAGUGGAAAAUCUCCUGGUUCCCAUGUAGAACAAGAAACCAAAGCAUCAGGCCAUAAUGAAGAGGCAGAGGAACCAAAUGGUACUGAACACAAAGACAAAGGAUACAAGAUGGAAACAGACAUUUUGCAGAUUGAGAGCCCCAAAAAAUUACAUACACUUAAUCAGAAAACCAAAGUCUUUGGGCCUACAAUGCCACCAACUCUGAAAGAAAACUGUGAAACCACAUCCCACAUUGAUAAAAUGGAACUUACACAGCCUCAGAGUGAUGAUGAUGAUGAGAGAAAGAAAGAGAGGAAGAAGAAUAGGAACAAAAGAAGGAUACAGAAAAGACAUAAAAAGGCAAUGCAACAAAAAACAGAUUAUGAUUCAUCAGACCCCAAGUAUUCAGUGUGGAUGCCACCAGAAGACCAGAAAGGUGAUGGAAGAACAAAACUGAAUGAAAAAUAUGGCUAUUGAUAAACCAGCAUAUAAGCCUGUUGGUACAUCUCAUUACAAAAAAGAGGACAAACAUAAGAAUGUAUGAUUAUGUGUUACCCUGUAGAAGUUAAUAUUUAUAUGGCCAAUAAAAAACUAUCUGAAUUUA
Cryptotermes secundus is the source of this 2609-nucleotide messenger RNA. RefSeq names its product kanadaptin. The coding region runs from base 113 to 2482 and encodes 789 amino acids. Gene Ontology annotation, molecular function: mRNA binding; protein binding. Lineage: Eukaryota; Metazoa; Arthropoda; Insecta; Blattodea; Kalotermitidae. The record is from RefSeq and is a predicted model, not a curated record. The transcript is spliced from 10 exons.